Molecule: messenger RNA, 897 nt
Organism: Fusarium pseudograminearum CS3096
Lineage: Eukaryota; Fungi; Ascomycota; Sordariomycetes; Hypocreales; Nectriaceae
Exons: 2
Coding region: 1-897 (298 amino acids)
Source: RefSeq, a predicted model, not a curated record
AUGGACGCCCUUAAACCAGCCGUCGAUGCCGUCAGGCCAGCCAUCACCUCCAUCACUCACAACCUUCCUGCGCCCAUUCGCGACUUGGGUGUUUCUCUCAUUGGCGACACCUGCUACAAGUCUCUUCUUCUCGACGUCAACAUUGAGGAUGUCGACUGCAUCAAGCUCGGUGUCUCCAAGGCUCUCGGUAUCGGAAUCAUCGCCGCCUCUGCCGUCGUCAAGGUUCCCCAAAUCAAGAAGCUCCUCAGUUCCAAGUCCGCCGAGGGUGUAUCCUUCCUCUCUUACGCUCUCGAGACGGCUUCAUAUCUCAUCUCUCUCGCCUACAACAUCCGAAACGGCUUCCCUUUCAGCACUUUUGGCGAGACUGCCUUGAUCGUUGGACAGAACGUUAUCAUCUCGGUCCUUGUUCUCAACUACAGUGGUCGCGCUAGUUUGGCUGCUGUCUUUGUCGCCGGUCUUGCCGCUGCCGCUGCUACUUUGUUCGCUGAGAACAUUGUUGAUGCGCAAACCUUGGGCCACCUACAGGCUGGUGCUGGUGUUCUGAGUGUUGCCAGCAAGAUUCCUCAGAUCCUCACCAUCUUCCAGCAAGGCACCACCGGCCAGCUCAGCGCUUUUGCUGUCUUCAACUACCUCGCCGGUUCUCUGUCCCGAAUCUUCACAACCCUCCAGGAGGUCGACGACAAGCUCAUCCUCUACGGUUUCAUUUCCGGCUUCGCUCUCAACGCCAUUCUUGCUCUCCAGAUGAUCUUUUACUGGAACGCUCCCUCUGAGAAGGCCAAGGGCAAGCGCAAGGUUUCUCCUAUCGAGGCCAAGCCUGCUGCUACCAGCACUCUGUCUCCUUCGGCCUCUACCACAGCCACUCCCAAGAAGAGCCCUACCACUCGCCGACGUGGUUAG